Messenger RNA from Drosophila subobscura, 811 nucleotides. RefSeq lists its product as uncharacterized. Gene Ontology annotation, biological process: cytoskeleton-dependent cytokinesis. The record is from RefSeq and is a predicted model, not a curated record. The transcript has a single exon. NCBI's taxonomy places the organism in Eukaryota, Metazoa, Arthropoda, Insecta, Diptera, Drosophilidae. Bases 72 to 650 code for a protein of 192 amino acids. Gene Ontology annotation, cellular component: dynactin complex.
CAAUACUGAAACAUCACUAGCACAAGUGACAUCAUAUCAAAAAGGGAAAACAAUUAAAGAAAACAUUAAAAAUGGAAGCACUGGACAUUCUGGAGAAGCGUAUCGAUGCCUUGACCCGAGUCCUUGGGCCUGUGCGGGAAGCGGACACCGACGAGGGCAUAGUGGACUCUCUUUGUUCUGCCAACGCGCUGCUCAGUGAGGCGACCACUGGACGCACACAGCUGCAGCAGUGCGUGAGUCGGGCGGGGGAGCUGGAGAAGUACUUGGACCCCAACUUUCUGGACGAGCACCAGCAGGUGCGCUCCAAAGAGGUUUACCUCAAUGCGGUGGCGCCCGAGCUGCACACCCAGGCCGAGCAGCUGGAGCGGAUAAAGCAGCUGGAGCCGGCCCUGGGCGCGGAAUACUUCCGCAGCAUACCCAGCGAGUGCCUGGAUCAGCUGAAGCAGGUCACUCAGAACAAUGGGGAGUACGCACAGCAGAGUGAACUGAUCGAGGAGAGCCUCAUACUGGCCAUGAAGCGGUACGGGGAGAUACAAGAGGGUCUGCUCUCCUCGCUGGACGCCAUGAGCGAGCGACUGGAUCAGGUGGAGCAGCGCAUGGAGCAGAAGAAGAAGAGCGAUCUCAACAAGGAUGUGCCGCCCACCGACUAAUGGCUGAUGGCACACGCAUGCGAGACUGUCGAUAGUAUUUCCGAUCUACUCUCCGUCUAUGACUGGGGGGAGAGCAGAUGCAAGAUGCUCUUUCCAUUGUAAGUUUCCUUUUUAUCAUUAUUUAAUGCUAGCACAAUAAACACAACUCUACCAAAUUAAAC